This is a messenger RNA of Anisakis simplex (herring worm), 231 nucleotides long. The record is from the annotation of a GenBank genome assembly. NCBI's taxonomy places the organism in Eukaryota, Metazoa, Nematoda, Chromadorea, Rhabditida, Anisakidae.
AUGGGAGCAGAAUUCAUGACUGAAACCUACCAAAGUUCUUCGUGUGGUUACGGUGGCGCUUCAGAAUGGGCAAAAGACGAGAAAGAUACCGAGAAGGAAGAGGACGACGAUGAGAAGGCUGGUGUGGCCGUAUAUCCCUGGAUGACACGUGUUCACUCCACUAAUGGUCUUGAGAUAAUCAGUUCGUAUCAGUCGAUAUCUAACUGGAAUGUGAGGAAACGUUACGGUUGA